AUGAAGGAGGAGCACUACGGCGACGGUGACGGCGAGGGCGAGGAGGAGGAGGAGAACUACGCCGGCGAGUCCGAGCACCCGUCGCAGCCCGAGGGCGACGAGGAGGAGGAGGAGGAGGAGGAAGAGGAGGAGGAAGGUGUUGGUAUUAGAGAAGUUAUGUUAACAAAUGGAUGCCCUGGAGGUGAAUCUAAGUGCAUUGUACGGGUGGAAGAAUGUCGUGGACCAGUAGACUGUGGCUGGGGUAAACCAAUAUCAGAAAGUCUUGACAGUGUGAAACUGGCCUGUGUUCAUACAGCUCCUGAAAAUCGUUUCAAAUAUAUUUGGAAAAUUCUAAGGCCAGAGCAACAACCCGUUGUACUUGCAAAUGAUUCAGCAUUCCUAGAAGUAAGCAGGCCAAUUCACCCCUUGGAUUAUGAGUGCGAUACCUUCGAGAAUAAUGAAAUAGUGGCAACUCUUAGAUUCACAGUCUAUACCUCAAAUGAAUUGCAGAUGAAAAGAUCCAAAGGACCGGACACUGAUGCAGUGCUAGUGUUUGUGCUGACCAUAGGAGUUGUGAUGUGUAUAUUUGUGAUCUUUGUGCUGAUUUUCAUAAUCAUAAACUGGGCGGCAGUAAAGUCUUUCUGGGAGGGAAAAGUCUCAGGGACUGAGAUACGUUCUGAGCAGACUUCAGUGAAAGGCAAAGGGUCAGCUACUCUUGAACGAUCACCAACAGGAAUACGUGGACGUGACGAUGAUGCCCUGAGCGAGUGGAAUGAUUAAUGUGUAACAAGCCAAAG
Messenger RNA from Myotis davidii, 776 nucleotides. RefSeq names its product sperm acrosome associated 1 (gene SPACA1). The record is from RefSeq and is a predicted model, not a curated record. Lineage: Eukaryota; Metazoa; Chordata; Mammalia; Chiroptera; Vespertilionidae. Gene Ontology annotation, cellular component: acrosomal membrane. The transcript has 7 exons. Gene Ontology annotation, biological process: acrosome assembly. The coding region runs from base 1 to 759 and encodes 252 amino acids.